Messenger RNA from Monomorium pharaonis (pharaoh ant), 1711 nucleotides. Its product is annotated as H2.0-like homeobox protein. Gene Ontology annotation, biological process: regulation of DNA-templated transcription. The record is from RefSeq and is a predicted model, not a curated record. Gene Ontology annotation, molecular function: DNA-binding transcription factor activity, RNA polymerase II-specific; sequence-specific DNA binding. Lineage: Eukaryota; Metazoa; Arthropoda; Insecta; Hymenoptera; Formicidae. Bases 656 to 1336 code for a protein of 226 amino acids. The transcript is spliced from 4 exons.
UUAUUAUCAUUAUCCUUAUCAUUGCUACUAAACACAAACACGCGCGCACACACAUUCUUACGUGUAAAAUCUUUCAUCUUUUUAAAACAUAUCUUAUAGAAAAUGUUACUUGAGUUUGACAUUUAUAUCCGCAGCAUCCAACUUAUCAUCUUGGUCAGACCAAUCUUCUCAUAGUCCCGCCUACCGGUAUUUUCGUGGACCAAUCCAGUUAAUCCAGCUAAAUCACAACUAGCGGUGGUGAUUUUUUUCAACCAGAAAUUUCUGAACAUGGCUCUCGUUCACUCAUUCACUUUUAUGCUGUUCUGCAGUACCCUCAAAUAUUUUUUUUCAACAUUGAUAAUUUCUUGUAAUAAAUUAAUUCAGUCUUAAGACUUCAUUCUUAAAGUUUUUUUCCACUGAACUUAAUAUGUUUAACAUAGUUAUGUGCAUUAAAAAAUAGUGUUAUAAAAAGUGAUCAAGAAAGUGAAUUAAAAUGAUGUAAUACAAGUGAAGUAAUUAUAACUUGACUUUUGUUACUAAAAUCCGUUUUAUAUUAUUUUUAAUAUAAAUUCUUUGUAUAAAUUUGUAUUUUGUAUAAACAAACAUGCAUUUUCAAAUUUUAUGAAUACAUAAUGCAGAUACCGUGCAGAUUUUUGACAAGUUCAUAGAAAAGACGAUGAACGACAUUAAUAUUUUCAUCAUGGAUAACGCUAAUUGUUCUAAACAAUUGAAAUUUGGAAUGGAUCGCAUAUUAUCAAAUGAAAUUUGCACAAAAAAAACAGAUAUUCUUAAGCCACUUCCAAUACAACUUCCAUCAAUACGUUGUCCUUGUAUUGAUAAUUGCGAGCGAUGUGAAACUGUCACAACUUGUACUUUAUUUCCACAUGCCCAUCAUUCAUCAUUAUCGUAUUAUGAAAGCAUCACAUCUGCACCUUAUACUGGAUUAAUGGAGAAUUUAGGAACUUUGUAUCGACCAGCAGCAUUACGUCCGGUACCAAGAGCACUUAUUUCAUCUUCCUCAACAGUGAAUUCUUCAGAAACAAACACACGAAGAAAAAGAUCAUGGUCCAGAGCUGUCUUUAGUUCUUUACAACGAAAAGGUCUGGAAAAAAGAUUUUCUCUACAGAAAUAUAUCACAAAACCAGAUAGGCGACAAUUGGCAGCAACAUUAGGUCUAACCGAUGCACAGGUUAAAGUUUGGUUUCAAAAUCGUCGAAUGAAAUGGCGGCACACAAAAGAAAGCGAAAACACUACGUUGACCGGCCCAGAUUCUACUCAAAAAGAUUUUCCGCAAAAAUUAAUUAAAUCUAUCACCAAUGAUACAAUGCAAGACGAAGAAGAUAUAGAAAUUGAUUAGAUUUAUAAAGACCGUUACCCAAAUUGGGUUCAGUUUGUCCAUCAAUAAAAUCUGGGGGAAAUUAAAUCUUUAUGAAUAAUAGAAGAUGUAAUAAAAAAUGUAUUAGCAUUUCCCUAAAUAAUCUGGCAAGACUUAGGGUAUCUAGUGUCGUUAAAAGAUUUGAAAAUAGCAAAAAGAUGGAUUAUAUUGGUAUUGACGAUAAUGUCCUAAAAUCGCGUUCAUAUAGGUGAUAUUAGAUACAAUUUCUGGUUAUUGCAUCAAGUGCUGCAAAAAAUUAGUGGUCCACACCCUGUGUAUUUUUGGGCAAUAUUUCUUAUAAAAUUUUUAUAUAUAGCAAACAAAUUUAUUUUAAAAAGCUAUAAACAUUUGUCAAAA